This is a messenger RNA of Ficedula albicollis (Collared flycatcher), 3900 nucleotides long. It is a transcript of the gene HDAC7, whose product is annotated as histone deacetylase 7. Gene Ontology annotation, molecular function: histone deacetylase activity. NCBI's taxonomy places the organism in Eukaryota, Metazoa, Chordata, Aves, Passeriformes, Muscicapidae. The transcript has 23 exons. The record is from RefSeq and is a predicted model, not a curated record. The coding region runs from base 25 to 3138 and encodes 1037 amino acids. Gene Ontology annotation, biological process: chromatin organization; negative regulation of transcription by RNA polymerase II. Gene Ontology annotation, cellular component: histone deacetylase complex.
UCCCCCAGAUGAGCAGCGGGGGGGAUGGGGAGGGAUGCCCGCUCUGGUUUAAUUGCAUUUAAUGAGCCUGAGGAGGCCGGCUGCCAGCGAGGGCUCUGCCAAGGCUCGAGUUCGCCCGUGAGAACUGCAGGGUGUGGCGGAAUCGGGGAUCCCGCCGCUCCCGGCGCUGCUCUUCCCACGGCCUCGGUGGGCACCGAGACACCCAGGAGCAGGAGGGACAUGAUGCCAUCCCUGGCUGCUGUGACCCCGUGCACCUCCCCACGGGUGCCCCAGGCCGUCCCCAUGGACCUGCGGAUUGGGCAGCGCGUGGUCAAGCCGCCCCAGGACACGGCGCUGCUGGCCCUGAAGCAGCAGCAGCUGCAGCACCAGCUCUUCCUGGCCAGCCUGCACCAGCAGCAAGUGGAGCAGCUCGCCCACCAGCACGCCAGGGUGGCCAUGGAGUCCCCGCACCGCGAGGCUGAGCCGGGGCAGCAGGAGCAGGAGCUGCGGCAGAUCCUCAACAAGGACAAGAGCAAGCGGAGUGCUGUGGCCAGCACGGUGGUGAAGCAGAAGUUGGCCGAGGUGAUCCUGAAGAAGCAGCAGGCGGCGAUGGAGAGAACCUGUAGCGCCCCCACGGCGACCCUGCCCUACAGGUCCUGUCCCUCUCUGUCCCUCCCUGUCCCCUCCUGUCCCUCUCUGUCCCUCCCUGUCCCCUCCUGUCCCUCUCUGUCCCUCCCUGUCCCCGCAGCGUCUGAGCCCAACCUGAAGGUUCGCUGCAAGCCCCGCAAGUGCCUGGAGCGGCGCAAGAACCCCCUGACCCGCAAGGAGAGCGCCCCGCCCUCGCUGCGACGGCGCCCGCCCGACGCCAUCGGUGACCGGGGCUGGGGAGCUGUGGCACCUCUGUCACCUGUGUCACCUCUGUGCUGUGUCACCUGUGUCACCUGUGUCACCUGUCACAGCACUGACCCUCGUUCCCCGCAGGCUCCCCUGGCCCAGCGGCUGCUGAUGCAGGAGAGUUCCCUGGCCCAGUUUGCCCUGCAGAGCGCGGCCUCGCUGCCGGCCAUCACCCUGGGGCUGCCGGCCCCCGCCGGGGCCAGGGGCGAUGCCGAGCGCCGUGCCGUGCCCUCGCUGUCUCACCGUGUCCCGGUGUUGCCGGCCCCGCCCUCGCCCGUUUUCAUCCCGGCCGGCCUGGAGCAGCACGAGGCCGGCGGCGCCCUGUCCCCGCGGCUGCAGCCCCUCAUCAUCCUCGAGCCCUCGGUCACCCACGCGCCGCUGGUGGCGGUGCCAGGCCUGGGCACGGUGCCCUUCUCCUUCGCCCCCUCGCUGGUCCCCGCCGAGCGCCUGUCCCUGCCCCACCACAAGCCCCUGGGCAGGACCCGCUCGGAGCCGCUGCCCCCCAGCCCCAAGGCCGUGCAGCAGCACCUGCUGUUCCAGCAGCACCACGCGCACUUCCUGGAGAGGCUCAGGCAGCAGACGCACCUGGGCAAGCGCAUGGCCAAGUCCAGCGAGAAGCCCCGGCUGCGGCAGAUCCCGUCCUCGGAGGACAUGGAGGCCGAGGGGACCCUGCCGGAGGUGGCGGCCGAGGGCGGGGACCUCGGCAGGACACGGGGGGAGCCGCCCCGGGCCGGCGGCAGCGGCAAGGAGCCCGAGAGGCCGCACAGGGUGGGGCAGCCCCAGGAGGAGCUGGUCCUGCAGCAGGCCCUCCUGUGGGACUCCUUCCAGCGGGUCCAGCAGCAGCUCCUCAAGCGCCAGCCCUUGGCCGACCCCCCCGUGGUCCCCGCUGGCCACCGGCCGCUGUCCAGGGCUCAGUCGUCCCCAGCCACGGCCACCAUGUCCCUCCCUGCCCAGGACACCAAGGCUCUGGCCCUGCCCGUGCAGGAGCAGCCGCCCAAGCCUCACUUCACCACAGGGCUGGUUUACGACUCGGUGAUGCUGAAGCACCAGUGCUCCUGCGGGGACAACAGCAACCACCCCGAGCACGCCGGCAGGAUCCAGAGCAUCUGGUCCCGGCUGCAGGAGCGGGGCCUGCGCGGCCUCUGCGAGGUGAACGGGGGGCUGGGCUGCUGCACCCCCGGAGCCCAUCCCAUCCCAUGGGGGGGGCGGCCGCUGUCCCCUCUCUCCGCAGGGAUCCUGUCCCAGAGGACGUUUGUGAUGCUGCCCUGCGGGGGCGUGGGGGUGGACAGUGACACCAUCUGGAACGAGCUGCACUCGUCCAACGCAGCGCGCUGGGCCGCUGGCAGUGUCACCGAGCUGGCCUUCAAGGUGGCCACCAGGGAGCUCAAGAACGGCUUUGCCGUCGUGCGCCCGCCCGGACACCACGCCGAUCCUUCCACAGCCAUGGGGUUCUGCUUCUUCAACUCGGUGGCCGUUGCUGCCAGGCAGCUGCAGCAGAAGGGGAAACUGAGCAAGAUCCUCAUCGUGGACUGGGAUGUUCACCACGGCAACGGCACCCAGCAGAUUUUCUACCGGGACCCCGAGGUUCUCUACAUCUCCCUGCACCGACACGACGACGGGAAUUUCUUCCCGGGCAGCGGAGCCGCCGACGAGGUGGGCGCUGGUCCUGGCGAGGGCUUCAACGUCAACGUGGCCUGGGCUGGGGGGCUCGACCCCCCCAUGGGGGACCCCGAGUACCUGGCAGCCUUCAGGACCGUGGUGAUGCCGAUCGCCCGCGAGUUCUGCCCGGACCUGGUGCUGGUCUCGGCCGGGUUCGACGCCGCCGAGGGCCACCCACCCCCCCUGGGGGGCUACAGAGUCUCUGCCAAGUGUUUUGGCUACAUGACCAAGCAGCUGAUGAGCCUGGCGGGCGGGGCCGUGGUGCUGGCGCUGGAGGGCGGCCACGACCUCACGGCCAUUUGUGACGCGUCAGAGGCCUGCGUGGCUGCCCUGCUGGGCCACGAGCCGGAGCCACUCCCCGAGGACUCGCUGCGCCUGCAGCCCAACGCCAACGCCGUGCGCUCGCUGGAGGCCGUGAUCCAGGUCCAGAGUAAAUACUGGGUGGCCGUGCAGCGUUUCGCCUCCAAGCUGAGCUGCUCCUUUCUUGAGGCUCAGCACCACGAGGCCGACGAGGUGGAGACGGUGACGGCCCUGGCGUCGCUCUCGGUGGCUGUGAUGGGGGACAAGAGGGCGCAGGAGGAGCCGAUGGAGCAGGAGGAGCCGUGAACCAGUGACAGGAUCCCGGUUCCCGUUUGUCCCCCUCGCUCCGGAUUCCUGGAAGGGACAUUCCCGCAUCCAUGGAGACCCCCGAGUCCCCCCCCCCUCAAUUUUGGGACCCCUCGGGAGGGGUGAAACCCCCCAGUCCUGCGGCACAGCCCCACCCCGAUCCGGGACCCUCCUCUCCGGGAAGGGUCGGACAUUGGGAUGGACGCUCGGAGCCCCCUGGGGGCGGCCCCCAGAGCCCCCCCAGUGCCCGGGAGGAGCAGCCCGGGGGCUCCAGGAGCUCCCCAAAAACUUCCCGGGCUCCCCUCGCGCUGCUGGGACACCGGGACGGAGCGGCAGUGACGGGGUUUGGGCACGGGGGGGAAUUCGGAGCGUUCUGAGGAAAUUCGGGGCAUCCUCUGGAAACUUCGGAGUGUUCUGAGGAAAGUUCGGAGCGUCCCGAGGGAAAUUCGGAACGUCCUGAGGAAAGCUCGGAGCGCCCUGAGGGGAAUUCGGAGUAUCCCGAGAAAAAUUCGGAGCGUUGAGGAAAAUUCGGAGUUUCCCGAAGAAGAUUUGGAGAGUCCCGAGGAGAAUUCGGAGCGCCCCGAGGAAAAUUCGAAGCGGGGCCGGAGCUCGGGCGGUGCCCGGGGUCCCCCCGGGCUCGCUGCCCCCGGGCUCAGGUGUGCACUCGGGACGCUGCCGGCGCCGAUGCGAGCCCGGCUCCUCCUCCCGAGGGAAUCCCGGCUCCAUCCCGGCUCCAUCCCGGCUCCAUCUCGUCUCCAUCCC